Molecule: messenger RNA, 3163 nt
Organism: Eriocheir sinensis (Chinese mitten crab)
Lineage: Eukaryota; Metazoa; Arthropoda; Malacostraca; Decapoda; Varunidae
Exons: 6
Coding region: 2171-2998 (275 amino acids)
Source: RefSeq, a predicted model, not a curated record
GACACACACACACACACACACAUCCUGUCAACUGUCAGCGGAAGCCCACAUCCUUUCUUACGAGUCUCGUUUUAUCCGUAUAGGUGACGAGUGCUUCAUGCUAUGAACACCGUGUUAAUAUUGUGGCAAUGCCAUCACGUUAGUAAAGUGCAAAUGAGAUCAGGCAAAACACUAACUGGUCUGUUAUCAUAUUUAUAUACAAUUAAGAGAUUUAUUCAUUGUUGACAUCAAGAAAAACGAGAAGGCUUGGGUGGCCCCGUCACUUGAUGACGCAUGUAUUGUGAUCGUGUGGCGAAAAUGAUGUUUGAGCAGCUGUCACUCACCACGGAUAAACAGGGUGGCAGAAAAAAAAUCGACAGGGAGAUGAAUAAUGGUAUUACAAUUAAGAAGGGGGAUAUCCAUUUUGAAACCAAAAUUACUUAAGGGUAGGUCGGCUGACCUUACAGGUGUGGUGAUAUUAGAUUUCUUUUUGUUCUCGUUGUGUUGUAUACAUACUCACCCUUAACCACAAGCUGUUAUUUGCCAAGUUCUACUUUCGGUAUAUAUAGUACAUAGUGAGGAUACUGGAAAUAGUGUUCAUAAUUUAAAACAACAUGUAAUUUAUCAUUUCUCCGUAUUGGCCUGACCAAACCCUUUUUUUCUACAUUUCAAAUGAAAGAUUAGACAUCUAAAAUCAAUAAUUCCAGAGUAGAUUUAAUGUAAUUUGCAUCUACAAUUUAUUGCGAAUUUUUACAUGUGAAGUACAUAUUUAAAUGCCUUAAAAUUAUUAAAGAAAACUAUAAAGAUAUUAUAAAUGAAUGUUCCUUUUAUUUGCUUUUGGAAAAAUAAAAGACCACAAAAUAUAAUUUAAAGUGCAAAAAGAAUAAUUAAAAUCCGUUAAUUCUAAGCAGAGUUAUGUUGCGGCAAAGUAUGAAAAAGUAAGUUUUCAGUAAAUGGACAUUUAAAGUUCGCCGGCAUUAAAAGGCCGUCCAUUUAAAGUUAAAACUGCCCGGCUACAUAUUCUUUUCAGUAUCCCUUCACUCUCUUACGUUUUUUUGCCCUCCCACACUCUCCCGUUUUCUAUCUUCUCUUUCGAGGGCAACUUUUCCUAUAUAUGUAUUUCGUAAUCCAAGCAGUGGCUGAAUAUUUCCAACUUUGUAACCUGUGUUAUAGUCAUAAAGUCUUCAGCACAGCACGGACCUUCUCUGCACUUUUACGUAGUGCCUUCUUGCCUUUCUUGACACCACCCAUGAUGUAGAAAAGCAAGGUAAAUAAUGAGGUAUGAGGAGACCUGAAACAAUGGGAAGGGAGGCACAGCCUCUCGAAGCACACAAGAAAUGGAUCUUGGCCUGGAAAAGGACAAAUUUUACGGUGCCGUAGAGAGACCGAGACCAGUCAAAUUAUUUAUUAUAUCCAGCCUACUGAAGAGGUAUACGUACAACCCUUCAGCUAGGUGGAUAUUAGCGCUAGGACACCCCAUGGAGGCUGUGAGCCAAAGGUCCGUAUUCUUAACGUAUGGAACUCACAUUACUACUAUUUCAUAAGGCCAUUGAGAAGAUUAGCCGAGUUUUCAUGGGUGAUUUUCCAGUUCAGGUUACAGAGGUCGUGUAAAACUACAACUAUAGGAUGGCAAAACAAUCCAUGGACAUCCCAGCAACUUAUACGGGAGACUUUUCAAACAGGCGAAUACUGAGGCGCUGAAACCUUUUUAAGAAAACGACCCAAAGUUCGAGCGUUAACAAUCCCUUCUCGAGCGCCGUGUUCGCCGCUGUUGCGAUAAAUACUUCCUCGCAGAAAUAAGUCGCUCUACUGUUCACUAUGCAUGCGCACUGGGGAAUACACCGCAAGAAAACAUUAAUUUGCCUGGUUUUGUUCUAGUUUGUCCACUUAUGACAAUUGUAAUGCUUGAUAUUGCCCGCAACAACAACAACACACCAGACCAACAGACCAAACAAGCAGGAACUGAGUGAACGUCAAGACGGGGUAUAUAAUUCUUUCUAAAAUCUGCUCUGUUCAUUUGCUGCAAAGCCUACUCUUAAUUAAAAGUGUUUCUCUGAUGUUUGUGCCAUGUAUUGAAGCCGAAACAGACAAAGUAAACGAUACCGGUGAGUGAAAUAUAGAGUAAUAAGGAAGUUUGAAGCUCUCUCUGCGAGUUAUUCUGCGGCUGUGAGCUAAUUCCCACAAGGCCGCCAUGAUGCCAUCCACCGCAGAGGCUGAAGGAGAGGCGCCAUUUCCAAGCCGGCGCAGGGAGGGCUAUAUAUCAACAGACUCCGAGGACAACGAUGAGUUUGAUGUGGUCAGAACCUUGCAACAUUACCGUCAAGGCCAGUCGUCGUCCUCCUCCGAGUGUUCGUGUGAGUCGUGCAUCUCUGGCAGUGACGAGUCUUUCUUCGGGGGCGAGGAGGGGCCACCGCGAGGGGAGGCCACCACCCCUCGCCGCGCCUUCGUGUGGCUGGAGACGAGCAGAGAAAGAUGGGGGUUUGUGGUGCUUGGCUUGCUGAUGACGAGCUGUGUUCUCUCUGCUGCUGGCUUGGUUGUGACCGAGAUACUUCCCAGCUCAGAGAUCGGUGGGCACAUGCUGUACUGGACUUUGCCACUGGUGGUAGUGUGUGGACUGUGCAUCUCAGUUUGGACAGCUGCAAGAUACUUACUGGUGCGAGGUGGCUACAGCAAGGGAGGCCACAUCAUUGAGCGAAGGAAUCUCAUCAGUGAUGCCCAGGCAAAGGAGUUGGUGUACUCUGUGCAGGGAGCAAUCUAUGCUCCUACGCGCCACAACUCGCCUGGACACAACAGCCCACCUGUAUACAAUGUCGUUGCUUAUGAAAAUGAGUUUGACUCCAGUACUUACAUCACUAGUGACCUGGAGCAUGAUGGCCAGUAUUGUAAAAGGCUCGUACCAGGACAGGAAGCUGAUGACUCCCACACAGAGAGGUGUAAUAUAUACAGUCGGAGGGCAUGGUUCAGGGAUGUGCCCUUAGUGUGGUGGGAGCUGCUCCUCUCAAAUCAAAAGGAUCUCUAGCUCCACAACAGGUUAAAGACCAGUCUGACAUCCUCCACAUGUGCAAUGUAUGGAACCCUGAUGACAGCUGUGAAGGCGGAGAGGAGACCCAGCUCUUCUAGCACUGAGCGGCGUUUAGAAGUGCAAACAACAAGGAGCUUGCGACCAGGAGGAGGGGAAGCCGAC